Molecule: messenger RNA, 3477 nt
Organism: Peniophora sp. CBMAI 1063
Lineage: Eukaryota; Fungi; Basidiomycota; Agaricomycetes; Russulales; Peniophoraceae
Source: the annotation of a GenBank genome assembly
AUGAUCGCGCGUGACCGCGUUUGGAGGGUGAACGCGCAUCUACGCGCACUUGCUUCCCGCCAACACCCUCUCAGCAUCUUCGGUCUGAGUUGGGCUCCCCAUUUCGGACGAUCUCUUCUGUCAUCACAUAUACCGAUCUCCUCGACCGAAACUUGUCGCCCACCCUCGACGUGCCUUGAUGAUCUCUUCUACCACGGUGCUAUCGAUGGUCUGAGGCGACUUGAAGUCGGUCGGAUUUUGCUAACAUAUCUCAUGUUGAUUGCUGCGCGCGCUACUUUUCGCACUUGGGCUCUCACUUGCAUCGGCGCAAUGAGCGGCCCUGGCCGCCCGCGCGCACAGCUUGAGCCUUCGAAGCGGACACUCACCAAUGGUGCCGUACAGCUCAACAUUAGUGCUUCUGGUUCUAGGAUCCCUCUUCGUGCUGUUCGCGCUUCUGCACGCCCGUCAUCUGGCUCACUGCCUCCGGCUAGUCAGACGACGCAGCCAUGGGGCAUCAAUGCGCAACGGCUGACGAACUGGCAGCUGCACCAGAAGCAGAUGCAGUCCGAAGCAAGUGUCGCAGAAGCCCUCCGCCGUUCUCAUGAGCAACGCGAACGAUUCGCGGCUGCUCUCAUCAGCUUGGGUUUCCCUCCCGAUGUCGCCGAGGAGGGCGCCUUCGACGGCUUUCAUCUAUUCGGCGACGACGACUACUUCGACCCCACGCCUCUUGUAUGGGACGACGAGAUGUGGGACAAGCUCGAAGAUGACCCCAUCAUCGCGCUUAUGGAUGCUGUAGGCCUGGGUAGCAGGAAAAAGGAGAAACGUCUCCUUGGGUGGUUGUCCGGCAAUGCGAAGGUUCGCCGGGUUCCUCAGUCUCGACGGCAGCGUCGCGAGAACGCAGAGAGAUCCUGGCAGACCUCGCUUCCACAUCUGACCGCACCGUUCCUCGCAUGGACCGCUACCCGCACAACAGUCCCUCCGGCUGCUGAUGCCGAUCGCAGCAAGAUACUCGAGGGCGUUGAGCUCAUGAAGCCCGCGUAUGUGCUGACCGUGACUGCUCUUCAUCAGAAUGUGGGUUGUGAGACUGCUGUCAAGAUCAAUGUCGCAAAGGGCGAGGACGUGAACGUCGCGCUUAUGCGCCACGGCUACAUUGGAGCAACGCCCGUCGCGCCCGUCUUCGCUUUUCAUCUCGACAUGUUGAAACAUGCUCAUUCUGGGCGAAAGGCGAUGCCUGGCGCGGGUAUGCAAGGCUUAUUCCGGCAGCAUUGUGAUUUCCAUGGUAUUCAGUACACCCAUGGACUACAGCUCGGGUUCAGGCAGGCGUUCGACAUAUACCUCGAAGUCCUAGCCAAUGUCGAUGCUAAGAUCGACGCGGCUUUAGGUCGGGGAGAAGACUUCCAGGCGAAGAUGGGUUGUCCCGCCUGUGGCAACGAGGCCGCUGAUGCGUCAUAUUCUGGUGAGAAGCCCUCUGGCCCUCGGCGCUAUCAUGCUGUCGACGGGUGCGAUUCCCACAAGCGCAUGAGAGGCGCUGGUCGUGCAGACGAACGUGAACAUCGGUCCAAGAUCUUCCUCCCUCGCACUUUCGUCGAUCGUUUCAAGGACGAGAUUCUGCGCCGCAAGAACAACGCUCGCCGCGCUGCGGGUGCCGCCGGCCCUGACGAGCCUGCAGGCGAGGACGACUUCGAGGUCGAUGAAGCUGGCUUCGUCCGUUUCGACUACGAUCCGUGCGCCGACACUUGGAAGGCCGCGAACGGGAAAGAGAUGCCGCCCGCGACAAAGGAGGCCCUUGACCAGUCUGGCGUCUUUCUCGUUGUAUGCCGUCAUGGGAUAGUUGAGGUUGUAAUCGAGAUGGUCCAAUCUGGCGAGCUCGCGAAGUACGGCCUGGCCGCCUCUCGAUGGAUCCUUGAUACCUAUGGGAUCAACCAGCUUCUCGCCUACGACAUUGGCUGCGUCUUCAAGGGUACGCUUGGCCGUAGCUCGAUUGGCGACGACGCUGCGAAGAUGGGCAUGCAGGUUAUCGUCGACGCGUUCCAUUGUUGGGCGCACAAGCGCACCUGCCAGCUCAUGUUUCACCCGCUCUACAGGCCCCAGGUCAUGGGCCUCGAGACGAUGUCAACCUGCGAGCAAGUCUUCUCGGUUCUCAACUCGUGCGCUCAUAUCACACGCAACAUGUCCGGCUAUCGUUGGAAGCAGGCUAUGGAUAUGCAUAUCCGCAAAUCCAACGAUGACCGCUACGCUGCAGCCGGUACCUUCCUCUUGCAAAACAUCAAGCAGGCGCAUCGUAUCAUCGUCGAGAAUAUCGGUGCCGUGAAUCUCUUUCUGGAGCGCCCAGGCGUCUCUGAGGAGGCGAUUCGAUCUUGGAUCAAGGAAGAGCUGGAGUUCCUCAAGACGACGACGCGCAAGGAGCCCGAGGAGCAGACGGUGCUCGUUGAGUACGCUAAGAGCCUCGAGAAGCUGUGGGAGGCAGACGAAAAGGCGGCCGAUACUGCACGUCAGGCCGCCGACCAUGCCAAGAUCAUGAGCGACCCACAACUGCGCGCCACGGUGCCCGACGCGACGCUCAAGCGCGGACGACUUGUGCGCGAUUUAGCCGCCGCCGAGCGCGCCGCCGAUCGCUGCCGAACGUCCGUCGAACAUUGGGAGGGUGUUCUCGACAUCACGGAGGCCGAGCGAUGGAACAAGUCGACUCCGGAGUAUGAGAAGACGGCUGACUACAUACGCAACAAGAAGUUCGUCCGAGCCGCAGAGGCAGUACGGGGCGCUGUCAUCUCUAGGAUGAUGGAGCUCGAAAAGCUUCACGCCUGUGGCAUCAGCUACAAGAUGCGGGUCCACAUCUCGACCGCUCUAUCUCGCCGUACUCGCACACUUAAGAAUAGCAUCGACACAUACAACGGCCUCGCCCCAAAGCACGACGCGCCGACCAUCCAGUACGAGGAGAUCAUCAAGAUGACCGACGUCGCCGAAUUCGACCGCAUCAUAGCCGGAGUACACAACCUCGAAGGCAGGCUUUGGGCGCGCUCCGAGUUUCACGAAGCCGCAAACCUCUGGUGGAAGGUGGAAGGUGCUCAGGCCGAGCUCAAGCGUUGCUUCGCGGAGGCCUGGCGACUUCAGGACUGGGUUGAUCGGGAGGACAAGCAGCUCGACGACACUGUACGUGAGCUUCGCCUCACCGAUCCCCAUCUUGCGUCCUAUCUGGACAGCUAUCGUUACCGUCGGCUCGCCGUGAACGACGCCAUUCGCGGACGGUUGGAGGAGAUCUACAAGCAGCCGGGCUGUCCGACCCCACGGCCCUCCCGUACAGUCCCUGCAAAGCGCAAGGCCGGUACUUUUUUGGAUCCAGACUCUCCUGCUCUGCGUACAGAGCCCCAACCUAUGGACGUAGACGGUGGCGCGAACACUCAGACGGGAGACGACGAUGAUAGUGACGACUCGGAGAAUGAGGAGGAUGGGCCGGUGGAGAAGCUUGCAGGGGUGUUGCGGAAGAAUAUGGAUAUAUGA